ACGGCUAUUGAACUCGAACACCAUGUAACACAAAGCCACUGGAUACUGAAGACGCAAAGAAAAGAGACAUGACCGCUGGUCAAGCAGGAGACACUGUAAAUACAAAAGAGAGACGGGCAGUUCUUGACAAAUCUCGGGAUAAGAACAGUGAGAGGAAGGAGCUGUCAGAGCGGGAUGGCUGGUGGAGAAGCGAGAUUAAAGAUUCUCCAAACCCUGGGAGCUAUCACAUCAAGGACUUCAUUGAAGAAUCCCGGCUGAAUCCUGUCAAAAUAACAUACAGCUUCAAAGGUAGUGGCAGGAAGUAUCCCGUGGGUGUGGUGCGUAAGGGAGACUUCCUGUUACCAGGAGCCUACAGCCUUACCAACUUUGUACAGCAGGCCGAGAAACGGAACGCCACUUACUGCUUCAAAAACAGUCCCAGACCCAACAAUUUCACACUAGGGAUUAGAGACAAGGAUAUAGAUGUCUCACCGUGUCACUACAAUGUAACAGAAAAACCUGUUGUAAAGUUACCCUGCAAUCAUGUGAUGUUCCGAUCUGCUGUUCAGCGAUUGACCUUUAUUCCUAAGGAGGGACCAGCACCAGGCCAGUAUCAUGUCACAAAGCAGUCAGGCCAGCAUGCUAUCACUUCUUGUUUCCGGUCAACAGUGCCCCGUCUGGUCACCCCUCGCUCAAAAACUCCUGGCCCUGGUACAUAUGAACCCCUAUGGCAGACGACUUGGCUCCUGAAGAGAGGCUCAGCAACGGAACGUGUGCAUGGUCUUUUCUUCCGCAAUAUGUUAGAGAUGUAAAAUUUUACUGUUUAAUAGAAAUAAGUUCAUGUUGGAAGAUGACGGAAGCUACAGUACUAAUGGAAAAAUCAAUAUGUAAAAAAAGAUCAGACAAAUUAAGGAAGUAUGCAUGCCCACUUAUACAGCUCCUUUAAACGUCUAAAUGCACAGUGUUUGUGUGUUGUGUUAGGCCCUGGUUAAGAAUGGUUGGAGACCCGUUUCCACAGUGCAGUGGCAGCAGGCUUUAAGCCUUACCCCUGGAGUAUUUCAAACCUGUUUAUUUAAACUCCGUUUUAGUGAGCAAAGUAUCCCUGGAACCUUCCCCAUGCUGACACUAGUUCUUUUUUCAACACAGGACCAAAACAUACAAUGAAAUACACACCAAAAAUAAGCCACCAGCAUUCUGAGAUCAAAAAAGAGUGAUACUUCCUUAGAAGCUGUAAUAUAGGACUUUUACUCAACCAGUUUAUCUUCAGACCUGCCAGAUUUCUGAUAAUCAUCAGCUUACCCUCAAACAUGUUAAAAACACACACACACAGCUCCCUGAUUGAGAAAUUGUCUAUUACCUCUAGAUAAGAAAAAUUAAAUGAUUGCAUUUGUAAUGGCUUCAUUUUAUCUGCAGUGUCUAUGGUAAUGGAGUAUGAGCAGGAUGCACUCUUUUGUCAGUUUGCCACAUACAGUCAAUUGACCUGUGAGAAGUGAGUGUACAAAGUGCACAACUUUUUCCACAGCAUGAAAAAGUUUCUUGCCGACUGUCAAUCACAGCCCCCUUCUGCUGUGAGAGCCUGCCAGUUUCUUCUGACAAAUCUCACAUGCAACUGCAAUCAAACUGAUUUUCUGCUGAUUUGAUAUAUCUGGAAAAGGUUGGUCUAUGUCUGCUGGAAAGUGAAAGUCAGAGAAAGUGAAAAGUAGUCUAUUUGGCUGUAAUUGUAAUGGUUUGCUAUCCUUAGAUACACAUAGUACGUGAUCAUCAGGCUUGCUUUUGCAUAUAAGCAAGUGAAAUUAGCCAUCGAAGAAAAACUUCAGGGCUAGUUAAUUUCAUCAUAAUAUUCUUGGAGAAGAAACCCGAGCCCUACUGAUGGGUGCAUUGAGAUAUAUAGGCAAAAUCCUGUGCUUAAUGCUGCUGUGACUAUAAACUACAAGCAGGGGUGGCAAUGCUCUGCACUAGUAAUGACAUGUGGAACGGAGUCUAGACAGCUCUAUCACUUCAUUUUACUGCUUUAUUAAGGAUGCCGUUUUUAGAUCAGUGAGUCACUUCCUUGCUAUUUCCCACCGUAUAUUUUAAUAGCACUCCCGAGCUGCAUGUUAACAGCUGCAGAGAGACUCCUCCACCCCAUCUCCAUGUUAACGAUCCGUUGACUUGUGGCACAGAAAAACACUUUCAUUAGAGGCAGGGAAAGCAGUGGGGUUGCAUCUUAUCACGUCAUCAAGGGAUGAUGACAUUCAUAAAAGUUCACUGAUGGCUAACUGAAUAAGUGCAGUGCUGUCAAUUUUGGCAACACAUGAAUGUCAAAAUCUCAGUUUUGAAACAUUUUGUAGAGACGGCUGUGUGCAAUGGAAGAUCUUCAUAAAGCAGUGAUUCACGGGAAGGUUGAACCUCUGGAUUUAAAUAGUAACUUUGAUUAUGAAAGAGUCCUGGGGUUUCUGAAUGCGAGCCGAUUAGUGCAGGUUUGGCAGUGUCGAGAACAAACAGGCAUUGAAAGGUCUGCAAGCAGCUGGCUGUUGUACAUCUUUUAAAAUCAAGAGAAUUAAGGUUCUGUAUACAGAGCUCCAUAGUGCCCUGUUACAAUCCCCACAUCACCCAUGCUCGUGAUCCUUCACUACUCAAAGGUUAAAUAGUAUUAACCUGUAGGAAUGAUUUUACCAGCUCUAAUAGGGUUUAGCCUACUUUCCCCACUACAACUGCUACUCAGAGAAGCCUCUGAAAAAUGGUUUCCAGGUAACAAAGGCAAGCAACUUUUAUGGAAUCCAUUAAUUUUGGAAAAAGGAAAUAUCCCCCUCAAGAGGGGAAAAGUACAUCACAGAAGUAGAAGCUUUUAGAUCUGCUUUAACAGCAGAACAAGAGCCAGACUCAGCUUAAUCUAAUCUAUCAAUGUGGGACAGAAUGUACCCAAUCUUUACAGUUCUUCCCUUUAAAUGACAUGAGUGGUAAGAUUUUAGACAGCAGUACUGGUAUUAUUCUAGUGCAGAGAUACACACUGCAUAUGUGGUAAUACUGUACAUAGUCUGUACCCAAAGAUGACAGAGCUGUAAUAAAUGAAUGACUUGAACAUAUGAUUGCUUUUGAAUAAAAUUUGAAGCAGUAUUGAUUUACAUUUUCACCUAAAUGAGCCUUGUGACACAUCUACAACUGUUAAUGGCAAGCAAAUUGAUAAAACUAUCCUUUGAGGUUUACACCACCUUAAAAGAUUUUUUUAGCAGUCUGAAAACAAUGAGUCAUCUUAACUAAUUCACACCACCAGAGGCCUGGUUGCUAAGACUAUUGGUGCAUCUGCCUCAGCACUCUCAUGAAAGGACCAUUUCCUGUGAUGGGAUCUUAUUUAAUCCAUCCUACUGUGAAUGAGAAAUGACUUGGGGACUGUCUGAUACAGUCUGCCAUAUUAAAAGCCCAGUAAGUCAUAACCGGAGUAUUCCUUAGACUGACCAGCUUGCCUCUAAUGUAACAAAUUAGAAGAUCUUCUUUGGAAAAAUCCAUUAGCUAUCAAAGUCUCUACAUAUAAUCAAAAGAAAUAAAAUGAAAACCGCUACUUUUCUGUACUAAAGCUUUUUAAUUUCUAUUGAAACAUAGGGACAAAAUGCAUCCUUCAGCAAUUUGAAAGUAUUGGGAGUGUCUUAGAAACAAUAUAAAUACAACAAAUAAGACACAAAUAAGGUACAUGGCAAUGAGCAAUUCAUUGAUAGCUGAAAGGCGAUGACCAAUGCAGGAUUUAUAUUUAAUGCAGUUUUAUACAUCAGGCUGCAGGAAAAGAAGCCUUCCCCCAGAAAGUGAUAACUUUAACUGAAUAGUUUCGAUUUCAUUACCUUGUUUUAAUACUACCCCAGAAGCACAAUGUGUUUUUUUUAACAUUGCUAUUACAUGCGUGAUAUUUUCUUUCAAUGGAUAUUGAAAUAUAGGGAGAGGUCUUGUCAGGUGAAGCUCAUCGAGUCUCAUAGCAUAGAGAAAUUCGGGAUGAAUAUACAGGAUUUUGUGGUUUUUAAAGUGUUUUAUUAGCUCAACGAAUUAUAACCCUAGAAACCUUUUCACUGACUUUAUGGUACUUCUUGUAAUUAUUGAUUGUGAUUCAGUCUUUGGUUUAUAUUGUAUUGCAGUGAAUACAUUUGUAUUUCUUCUUUAUGGAAAUCACAGCAGAUGAAAGUCUAUGGAAUUGAUCCGAAAUACAGCAAGAAGCAAUGAUCAAAGGAAAUAAUUGUCUGACAGCCUUAAGAAAAAACAUUUUAAUUGAAAACCAGUUUCUAUCAUUGUUCUUACAGUCAAGCUACCAACAGAUACCAGUGGUUAUUUUUUUGACAUUUGAAACGCCUGCUAGAAUAAACCAA
Lepisosteus oculatus (spotted gar) is the source of this 4307-nucleotide messenger RNA. Lineage: Eukaryota; Metazoa; Chordata; Actinopteri; Semionotiformes; Lepisosteidae. The record is from RefSeq and is a predicted model, not a curated record.